Molecule: messenger RNA, 3529 nt
Organism: Podarcis raffonei (Aeolian wall lizard)
Lineage: Eukaryota; Metazoa; Chordata; Lepidosauria; Squamata; Lacertidae
Gene: SGPP2
Product: sphingosine-1-phosphate phosphatase 2
Exons: 5
Coding region: 100-1284 (394 amino acids)
Biological process (GO): sphingosine metabolic process; phospholipid dephosphorylation
Cellular component (GO): endoplasmic reticulum membrane
Molecular function (GO): sphingosine-1-phosphate phosphatase activity
Source: RefSeq, a predicted model, not a curated record
UGGCUCCUCCGCAACGCGGUGGCCGGCCGGCCGGGCUGGGCUGUGUUUGCGCGCCGCGCCUGGGCGGGGGAAGCGAGUCCCCAGCCGCCGGGAAGGAGGAUGGCCUGCCUGCUGGACUCGCAGCCCGUGGCCCGCUUCCAGCGCUGCUGCGGGCUCUUCCCGGCCUCCGAGGGAGGGGCGGAGCAGGCCGGUAAGGUGGGGAACGGCAGCCCCCUCCACCUGCCCGCGAGGGACGUCGCCAAUGGGCGCAGCAGUCCGGCCAAGCAGCGCGCCCACCCUCCGGCCCCCGGCGCCGCCAGCAACGGCUGGAAGGACUGUUCACAAGAAUACGUUGUAAAGAAUUAUUUCUACUACUACCUGUUCAGGAUUUCCGCUGCAAUGGGUCAAGAGGUUUUCUACAUCACAUUCCUCCCAUUCAGUUACUGGAGCAUUAACCCCUAUGUUGCCAGAAGGCUGAUACUUAUGUGGUCUGUGGUUAUGUACAUUGGCCAAGUCUCAAAGGACCUGCUCAAGUGGCCCCGCCCUUGUUCUCCACCUGUUGUCAAGCUAGAAAAAAGGACCACUGCAGAGUAUGGAAUGCCAUCCACACAUGCAAUGGCAGCAACCGCCAUUUCUUUUACCUUUGUGGUUACAACUGUGAACAAGUACAAGUACCCACUUGAACUAGGACUGCUGGGAGCCUUCUUAUUUUCAACUCUGGUAUGCCUCAGCAGAAUUUACACUGGAAUGCACACAGUUUUGGACGUGAUUGUUGGCAGCCUGAUCUCAGCUAUAUUAACUGCUCUGGCUUAUCCAACUUGGGACCUCCUUGAUCACCUGAUGCUGACCAGCCCCUGGUGUCCCAUGUUCUGCAUCGUUGUCCCCCUCAUCUUAUGCUACAACUACCCCAAACUGGAUUACUAUAGCCCUACUAGGGCAGACACAACCACUAUUCUGGGAGCUGGAGCUGGAGCAAUUACAGGGUUCUGGAUAAACAACCACUACGUUUCAAAUGUUUUGGCUGAAGAAGCAACACACGGCAUCCCUUCUGUCACUGGCGAAAUCCUCUUGAUGGUUCUUGCACAGUUUUUGGUGGGAAUUGCUGUACUGCUGAUUAUACGGCAAAUCAUCAAAAGCCUGGCUCUUAAAUCACUGUGUUCUUGGUACAAGGUUUCUAUUAAUGACAUUGAAGCUAUGCAGCAAAUAGAAAUUGAAGUGCCCUAUAAAUUUAUAACCUAUUCUACCAUCGGCCUAAGUGCUACAGUGCUUGUGCCAUUGCUGCAUAAAUUAUUGGGCUUAAACUGAAUGCUGCACACUUUUUUUAAAGAAGCAGUCCAGAUUAUAGGGUGCAAUAAAAAUGCACGCAGAAGCAAAAACUUGAGCAGCAAAGUGUCGUGCCUUCCUGCAUAGCUCUACAACAUAGAUAAUAGUGGAGAUCUAAACUGAGUUUCCAAUAAUUUUUGUUCGCUGCAAUCUUUUAACAUGCUGUGGCUGCUUCAGCGACUAUGGCUGUCUGAGCUAAACAUUUAGUGCAACUAGAAGCCUGCCAUGAUAGACAGUCAGAUCUGUUCUUCCUAGAUCUAGUGGUCUGAAGUUUCUUCAGGGUUGUCAAACCUCAAAAUAAGCCCUUCAAGGGGUGCAGCCAGAUCAGGGUAGUUGGAGAAGAGCCUCCUUUUUAAAGAAAACAAAGCAAAACUACAAAGUACAGUGGUACCUUGGGUUACAGACGCUUCAGGUUACAGACACCGCUAACCCAGAAAUAGUACCUUGGGUUAAGAACUUUGCUUCAGGAUGAGAACAGAAAUCGUGCAGCGGUGGCAGCGGGAGGCCCCAUUAGCUAAAGUGGUACCUCAGGUUAAGAACAGUUUCAGGUUAAGAAUGGACCUCCAGAACAAAUUAAGUUCUUAACCCGAGGUACCACUGUAAUUAUCUUUACAAGCUUAACAGUCUGAGAAUUGGGAGGAAGAUAGGCACUCUCAGGGAGAAAUAAGAUGCUGUAUACAGGGAAGCUGGGUUGGCACUGAAUCUGGCUGCCCAUCUAGCAGGAUGACGAACACUGAAGUCAUAUAUUGCAAAACAGACUCCCGGUCAUACAAAUUCACAUGUAUGGGUAUAAUUAUGUUGUGUUCUUAACACAUCCAUGUUAUUAAAUUAAGUUGUGUCAUGUCUGAAGCUGUGCUCUGGUAUGCUAUGGCAUUGGCCCAGAAUGUUGAAAAUAAUCACUGUUGCUGUGACUUUAGGCCACCAAGGAAUGAAUUGCAAGGACCGAGUAACUGAUGGCAAGUGCAAAUGUGAUUGCAGAUUUAUUUUUUGAACUAAUAACAAAGUUAGAUCUUCAUGUCCUCUUUCUUUCCACUAAUUGCUCUUGUGCAAAGUGGUAUUUCCCAUUGGCAAUGAAGGCUCCAGCAAGAACUGUGAAACAACUGCUUCCCUUUUUGGAGCUUGAGGACAGGAUGAAACUAGCACUGGUCUGACUUCGGUGCUGCCAUUCCAAGUCUUGGUAAAUUGCUAUCUGCCUGCCGCUAUGCAUAGAUUCCCACUGUAGGGAAGCAAAUAUAGCACACUUAUCAGAGCUUUUAAAUGAAAUGCUGCUUGGACAUGCAGAUUUGAGAAUUAACUGGAGUUUAAAUGUUAACCUAACUUUAAUAUAAACCAAAAAAAACCCAAACUAGGAAAGGCUUAGGGUGGGAGAGGGCUAUUCUACUCAUGUCUUGCCCAUGGGUUUCCUAUAACUGGUUAGCCACCGUAAGAAAAGAAUCUUGGAACUAGAAGAUCCUUCCAUCUGAUCCAUUAAGACUGUUCAUAUAUCCUUAAGCUUCAGUAUUACACUAAGGGUAUAACUCCUACGUAUAGUCCUGGAAUUUGAACAUGUCCUAUAAGAAAUACGGGGCUCUCAUCUUUUCCGCCAUGCUCAUUCCUUAAAUAACAUGUUCUGUAAAAUGUGGGGGUUGUAUUGAAGGCAAAGACCUGAAGCCCACGGGGAUCCUAAUGUCAAUACAGAACUUCCCAGGAGCAAAAUUUUACAAUGUAAGUGGGGUUCUCUUCAUCAUGCUAAAGUAGACGCACUUGCAAGGGAGUGCUGGCAUACAUGGUUUACUUGCUAAACCCCUCAAUCUGCAUCUAAAUUGGAGGUCAAUCUGUUGAGCUGGUAGGCAAGAAUAUGGUUUGUAAGAGAAGAUAAGGGUCCCUCCCGUCUGCCAGCUACUGCAUUCUCAUCAUCUCAGCAAAUUAUCGGUGUAACAGCAAGCUUGCACAAAAAUGUGUGGUUGUGUCCCUGGCCAGGGAUAUAUAUAUUUGCAAAUAAAUUUAUGUGUCCCCGCCUUUGCAAUGGCUUCAGAUUUAGCUGUAGCUCGAAAACUGCUUUUUUAAAUGCAUCUAUUUUAUUCUUUUAUGAUCACUUAUAUAUGCUGCGAUUUAUAAACCACAACCUGCACAAUUUCUAUUUUUGUAUUGUUUUACUGUAAGUUGUAAAGUGUAUUCUGAAAGUUCUGACUUUAUUCAAACUUAAAAUGUUUCCAGAAACUAUUUUUUAUUAAAGCUUAUUUUGUCA